GUGUUUUUUUAUUCAAAAGUAAUUGUGAAAGGAGAAAAAAAAUGGUCGAAUCAGGAUCAGUUCAAGUUGCUGCCGUUCCAACUGCAGCAAAAAUCAAGGCACCAAAAGCGAAGAAGCCAGCAUCAAAGCCAAAUCAUCCGCCAACUUCGCAAUUGGUCAACGAUGCCAUACAGGCGUUGAAAGAACGUAGCGGUUCAUCGUUGCAAGCUAUCAAAAAGUACAUCGCCCUAAACAACAAGGUCGAUGCUGAUAAAUUGUCACCAUUUAUCAAAAAGUACUUGAAGAAAGGAACAGCAAGUGGUUAUUUGGUGCAAACCAAAGGCAAAGGCGCAAGCGGUUCAUUCAAAUUGUCGGCUGCAUCGCUCAAACCAAAAGUCGUAAAGAAGAAGAAGCCCGUGGUAAAGAAGGCUGGAGCUAAAAAGCCAAAAACAACCAAGGCCAAGAAAUCCAUCAAGGUAAAGGUUGCUUCGAAACAAAAGUCGCGUAAACCAACUGCGAAAAAAGUAAAAGCACCCAAACCGAAGAAAGCUCAAGCUAAAAAACCAGUCACCGCUGCUAAGAAACCAAAGCCAGCAGCCAAGUAAAUUCAUCCAUUCAAUACUCAAUACCAAUGAAUGGUAUUUACUUCAAAUAGCCCCAAUUAAUUAAUUGGGGCACCAAAUCGUGACUUAUGAAGAAUUUUUUUAAAAAAUCCACCAAAUUUUUAUUUGAUUUGUUUUUUUCAAAGUUUAUUGAUUUUUUCAAAUUCUUUAUAAUAAAUUAUUUAUUGGUCCUAAAAAGGACCGUUUUUUUUGUGUUGUUCUUUUGUUGUCCAAUUGAAGUUUAGGUUUUUUUCAUCGUGUGUUGUGAUGAUUAAAAGCGUUUAACCUCCGAAACCGUACAAAGUUCGGCCUUGACGUUUCAAUGCAUACACAACAUCCAUGGCGGUGACUGUCUUACGUUUGGCGUGUUCGGUGUAGGUGACGGCAUCACGGAUGACAUUUUCCAGAAAAACUUUUAAUACACCACGCGUCUCCUCAUAAAUCAAUCCAGAGAUACGUUUUACACCACCACGACGGGCCAGACGACGGAUGGCUGGCUUUGUAAUGCCUUGAAUGUUAUCGCGCAAUACUUUACGAUGACGUUUUGCUCCACCUUUUCCUAAACCUUUUCCCCCCUUUCCGCGUCCAGUCAUUUUUGCUCGUAGUGUUACUUCAGCUCACAGUGACAAUAGAAACAAUACUGAUUAAUGGCACCGAUGGUGCACUCUAUUUAUACGUUUCACUUGAAAUGAAUUCCCCACCACUAAAUUCACGACGCGUCAUAGAUUUCCCCUCAAAACUGUGUGAAGACGACCAAAACAACGAUUGAAGCUUUUUCGUUUUCUUUUUAAACCAAAAAUCGAUUUCAAUUUCAAAUAAAAAUUAGAACAAUCAUUUUAUAUAUGGAAUUUUCACAUAUAAUAUUCAAAAUUACACAAAAUAAUUCACAUGGAAAUAUUCAAAAAUACAAGUAAAAGCUAUCUUUGACACCAUGCCCCUGAAUGAUGCGAAUUUGCAUACAAUUUAAAGAAAAAUCAAAAUUGCACAUAAUGUCGGGUAUUUAAAUGAAGUUCCUAUGAAAAUUAAUCAAAUUUAAAAACAUUUUCCAUAUAGCUUAAGGGGGUCAAUAGAAAUUUGAAUUAAUAAAUUAGAAAAAUUACCAUAUACUUUCACAUCGGUGAUUUGACAGACAAACAACUUUAUUUUACGUGGCUGGUUCGGUAGGGAACGUACUCGUUUGAUAUACCAAAUGCCCACCCAUACAAGCGCAAUUUUUCCAAUAGACAAAUAAUAUGUCACACACAAUCGACUCUUAUACAUAUUCUCCAUUUGAUAAUUGACUUACUUUUUUCUCGGCAAAAUCGAUAUUCGCUCAAAUUUUUGAAAUAAAAAUGAUCGUUGAAUUUUAA
This is a messenger RNA of Contarinia nasturtii (swede midge), 1930 nucleotides long. RefSeq names its product histone H1-like. Lineage: Eukaryota; Metazoa; Arthropoda; Insecta; Diptera; Cecidomyiidae. The transcript has a single exon. The record is from RefSeq and is a predicted model, not a curated record. Bases 42 to 584 code for a protein of 180 amino acids. Gene Ontology annotation, biological process: negative regulation of DNA recombination; chromosome condensation; nucleosome assembly. Gene Ontology annotation, molecular function: nucleosomal DNA binding; structural constituent of chromatin; double-stranded DNA binding. Gene Ontology annotation, cellular component: nucleus; nucleosome.